UCUAUCCGUAUUUAUUUCUAUUGCAGUGUAAACAGUUCCUUUCUUUUCAGUCUUUCUUACGAGUUUUACAUGCCCGUAGUCAUUUUUAUUGUGCUUCUCUGAACCAUCUGUUGUGUCCUCACUGAGAUCAGGUGCAUAUUUUUUGGAUGAGGAUAGCAAUAUAAUGGCAGGACCUUUCCUUAUUCUUGUUUGUUCCUCAGCAUCAUAUAUUAAACAUGAAAUUUGAAGUAGAGCCUUGAGGCCCCCUGCUGUUCAGUUAUUGCUGUGAUGGAAAUGAAUAUUUCUCCUGUUUCCUGGGCCUCUUUUGUGAGUACUCUGCCUGUCAUCCUUGGAUUUGUUUCUCUAGUUGGCUCUAGUGAGGCACCUGUUGAAAGUGUAAAGGCUUGAAUUCUUGUUGGUAAUAUCUCUUAUUGGACCAGCUGCAUGUUUGGGAUAAAUGUGGCGGUUGAAGUGCUCUUCCUUGGGUGCCUCAGGUUGGAAAUUUUCCUUUAUCCACUCCCACAGUGACAUUGUUAAAGAGCAUGUGUAAAUGGACUGUGUAUGUUUUGGAUAAAUUCUUAAUCUUGGUCUCAGUCCUUGCUUGUAAAAAUGGUUUCCUUACAGCACUGGGGGCAAGUCCUAUAAAUAUUUGAGGUAUUUAAACUAUUGUGACUAUAUGACCAUCUAGAACCUUCUUUCUCCCAUCUGGUUUCUAAUAACACAGGUGUUUGUAUGCAUUCUUCCCUGUGGAAAAAACGACCAGACGUUUUUAUUCGGAGCUUAUGCUAUCAAUGCUCUUCAAAUAUAAUUGAGAAUAUAGGCUUUCACCCUUUCAGUUUUUGAAGGUGGAACAACAGCAACAUCCUCUAUUAGUAAUGGGUCUCAUAUAUACAUCUGGAAAAUAGCUCCCAGACUUCAGAUCAGAAGUGCAGCCAUGAAAGAUCCAAGUCGCAGCAGUACCAGCCCAAGCAUCAUCAAUGAAGAUGUGAUUAUUAAUGGUCACUCUCAUGAAGAUGACAAUCCGUUUGCUGAGUACAUGUGGAUGGAAAAUGAAGAGGAGUUUAACAGGCAGAUUGAAGAAGAGUUGUGGGAAGAAGAAUUUAUUGAACGCUGUUUUCAAGAAAUGCUGGAAGAGGAGGAAGAACACGAAUGGUUUAUUCCAGCUCGAGAUCUCCCACAAACAAUGGAUCAAAUCCAGGACCAAUUUAAUGACCUUGUUAUCAGUGAGAGCUCAUCACUGGAAGAUCUGGUGGUCAAGAGUAAUCUGAAUCCAAAUGCGAAGGAGUUUGUUCCUGGGGUGAAGUACUGAGUAUUUGAGUAGACUGGGCCCUCUCUUGGUGGAUGUAGCACAAUUUCCACACUGUGAAGCCAGUAUUAGAAGAUUUAAUUGUAAAAGCUCUCUCUUCUUGUCACUGUGUUACACUUAUGCAUUGCCAAAGUUUUGUUAGUCUUGCAUGCUUAAUAAAAGUGCUGAGACUGUUAUUAAGUAAAAAGCUGUCAAAAGUUUAAUGAAAAUAUAAUUGGACCCUGGCUUUCUGUGAAGGAAACAGUGAGGUAAGAAGCACCAGUCAAGUUGAGACAAAGUACCAAAUUUAUGAAAAUCUCUUGCAGACUCUGUCUUUUUAAUAGGUUUUAGGAUUGACUGAGGAUGGUCUGUUUUUUUGUUUUUUUUUUUUAAAUGAGAACAUGUAAACUGGUGCUAACUUGCACUGGAUAAUGCCUUAACUUUAAAAAGAAAAGCAAGGUUAUCUGAUUAUUAUGCAAAUUAGCUAACUUUCCUUUAAAACUUCAGUAUUGUUACUAAUGAUUUUCCCUUAUCAAAAACUUUACUUCAUGCUCUUUUUGAGAAGCAUGAACUAUAACAGUACUAUUUUACAGACCUGUACAGAGUCCUAGAUCUCAGUUACUGAACUAAAAUCCAAUUGAUUGGAAGAAAUGUCCUGUAUUUACAAUGUUAUCAUGUUUUAGAAAUGUUUUUCACUUAAUUACAUUAAAGGAGAUGUGAGUUUCAUCACAAUUUCUUCCGAGAACCCACAUACAUAGAACUGUAUAACUUCUAGUAUACAACUUUAAUAUAGUUGGAUUUAACCAAGAAAAACCCUAGCAUUAGUGAUUUGAGUGGUGCUUUUCCCUUGCUUUGUUUAUUCAUCACUACACAAUAGUCUACAGCACAACAACUUUUUUCUUUUAAUAAAGCUAGAACAGUUUUGGCUUCUUAAACUUCAUAUUUGGGUAGGUUAAGCUGCCAUACGUGUUCAGUGUGAAUAGUGUUUAAGUUGAAAAUAUUGUAAAAAAAUUAUAUUUUUUCAAAAAUAUUUAAAAAAAUAAAUAAUAGUAGAACUGA
Molecule: messenger RNA, 2323 nt
Organism: Alligator sinensis (Chinese alligator)
Lineage: Eukaryota; Metazoa; Chordata; Crocodylia; Alligatoridae
Gene: PAIP2
Product: poly(A) binding protein interacting protein 2
Exons: 4
Coding region: 914-1288 (124 amino acids)
Biological process (GO): negative regulation of translational initiation
Cellular component (GO): cytoplasm
Molecular function (GO): mRNA regulatory element binding translation repressor activity
Source: RefSeq, a predicted model, not a curated record